Tigriopus californicus is the source of this 4291-nucleotide messenger RNA. RefSeq names its product polyamine-transporting ATPase 13A3-like. Gene Ontology annotation, cellular component: membrane. The transcript has 20 exons. The record is from RefSeq and is a predicted model, not a curated record. Gene Ontology annotation, molecular function: ATPase-coupled monoatomic cation transmembrane transporter activity; ATP hydrolysis activity; ATP binding. NCBI's taxonomy places the organism in Eukaryota, Metazoa, Arthropoda, Copepoda, Harpacticoida, Harpacticidae. Gene Ontology annotation, biological process: polyamine transmembrane transport; intracellular calcium ion homeostasis. The coding region runs from base 339 to 4202 and encodes 1287 amino acids.
AUGUCUCCUCUAAUACAUAUUAGUAGUAUCUACAGUAGCGGCUGUAUAUACCUAUGUACAAGAACUACUGCAUUAUAGUGGGCAUCUUUGAGGAGGGCCUGUGAAAUGGGCGCCUGAGUUCGCAUAUCAGUUUGAUCGCGAGUCUGAACUGACUAGUCACGUGAGGGACAAGCUCUCCAAUGAGACGAUUGGUGUGUUGAGUAGUUCUCGAAAUAACCAUUCGACGACGAAGAGGAGCUUUUGUUGUUGUUUCAAAAAGUAGCACUGGGGGUGAUGAUGGAAUCAAAACAAACGCAUAAAUCGUGUCUCUGAGUACAUUUGGGCAUUGUUUGGACAACAUGAACCACAAGAACGCAAACAUGAGUCAAGUCAGUGAGAAACGCGACAAGAACUUUAAUGAUGCGAUGCCAGACUCCAGAAACAGCUCCUCGGCCAGUUUUGAACCGGGACCUUCGAGAUCCCCGACCUCUGAGUCGGACCUGGACCUCAGCCAAGCUGUGCUCAAUAAGGGUGACGAGGAGGAAAUGCUAAUCACUGGUUAUGAAACCGUCCCGUGGCGGUUGAUUCUGGUGUGGUUGGGCAAAAUACUCUCAUUGGGCCUAUUCUGGUUACUCUUGUACUGGGUGCCCCGAUGGGAAUUGUUCCUGACAUCCAAGCGCACCAUCUUGAGCAAGGCCAACCAGAUCCUGGUCAAGGAGGAAUACAAAGGCCGAUAUUGCCGGUAUUAUGUGAAGGCAGUCAAGACCGUGAAGGCCUCCAAGUCUGCCUCGGACAACGUGACGUUCGACAUUCCCAAUCCAUUUGGUCCCGGUCAUCGCAGUGUCCACAGUUACAAGUAUUUCAACUGUAAGAAAGUCAAGUACAUCUGGGACGAGAACAAUGCUCAAUUCUUCCCACUGUCUGGUAUGGACCACCAAAUGCCCAUCAGUGUGUUCCACGCCCAAACUGGCCUCCAUUCAGCCCAACAGAUCCAAAGACGAUCCAUCUACGGAAACAAUGCCAUUGUGAUCCCGAAGCGAAACAUUCUGUAUCUUUUGAUCAAGGAGGUGUUGAAUCCCUUUUAUGUGUUCCAAAUCGCGUCUGUUCUUCUAUGGUUUCUGGAUGAGUAUAUUUACUAUGCCGCGGCUAUUGUCAUCAUGUCAGCUGGGGGAAUCACCACCGCUGUCUAUCAAACCAAGAAGAACGAGAAGCGCCUUCGAUCCACCGUUAUGUUUUCGGACACCGUUGAGGUGUUCCGUGGGAACGAUCUCCUAGAGGUGAUCUCCUCCGAUGAUCUAGUUCCUGGUGAUAUAAUAACCAUUCCAUCUCAUGGCUGUGACCUGCAUUGCGAUGCUGUGCUCAUCUCAGGCAAUGCCAUUGUGAACGAAGCUAUGCUCACCGGAGAAUCUGUUCCUGUGACCAAAACAAUGCUCCCUAAAGGCGGCAGUGAAAUCUAUGAUGGCAAAGAACACUCAAGGAGCACCUUAUUUGGAGGAACGAGGGUCAUUCAAACCCGACAAUACAAGGGUCAGAAGGUCUUGGCCGUGGUCGUACGAACUGGGUUUGCCACUACCAAAGGCAAACUGGUUCGAACCAUUCUUUACCCUGCUCCGGUGGACUUCAAGUUUGAGCAAGAUUCCUAUAAAUUUGUGGGUUUCCUCGGAGUCUUAGCAGCUGCGGGAUUCAUUUACACUUGUGUUACUCAGUUAAUGGAUGGUGAAAGCAUCAAGGAUAUCGCCUUGGAUGCGCUAGAUUUGAUCACCAUCGUGGUUCCACCCGCAUUGCCCGCGGCCAUGACCAUUGGCAGUAUCUACGCUCAAAAACGCCUCCAAAGGAAAGGCAUCUUCUGCAUCUCACCCCGGAACAUCAACGUUUCGGGAAGCGUGGAUUGCGUUUGUUUCGACAAGACCGGAACUCUCACGGAAGAUGGUUUGGACAUGUGGGGAGUGAUUCCGGUAAAGCAAGGCUCGGACGAGAAGGAUCCCAAAUUCGCCGACCAUGAGAAAACGCCGAGUAAUUUGGACAAGGGGUCAGAAUUGAUUCGAGGUAUGGCCACGUGUCACUCCUUGACCAUCAUUGAUGGCGAGCUUAGUGGAGAUCCAUUGGACUUGAAGAUGUUUGAAUCCACCGGAUGGAUCCUCGAGGAACCAACAGGGAAUUCCUCGGAAAUGUAUGACCAAAUUGCUCCAACUGUGGUUCGACCACCAGAACCUCCAGGGUCACCCAAACGGUCAGAGAGUGAUCUUGGUGAUAACGACAUCGGGAUAAUCCGCCAAUUUCCUUUCUCAUCCAAUCGACAAUGCAUGUCGGUCAUUGUCCGGAGAUUGCCCGCUAACCCUUUUACAGUGUUUUGCAAAGGAUCGCCGGAAAAAAUCGCCUCCAUUUGCGUUCCGGAAACCAUCCCGAAAAACUUCCACGAAGUCUUGCAAGAAUACACACAAAAAGGAUACCGAGUGAUUGCAUUGGCCAGAAGGUACAUGGUCAAAUCCUUGAAGAUUACCAAAAUUGAACGCAUGGAGCGGGAGGAGGUUGAGCAAAGUCUCGUGUUCGUUGGCCUGAUCAUCUUGGACAAUAGACUGAAAGAAGAGACCACUCCCAUAAUUGAGCAACUGCAAAAUGCCAGACUCCGGACCAUAAUGGUGACUGGAGACAACGUCAACACGGCCCUCUCAGUGGCCAAGGAGUGCAAAAUCAUCCCUUACGGUCGUGUCAUCAUGGUUCACGCCUUCUUCCCGGAUCCCACCAAGCCUAUUUGCCCGAAAGUAGAGUUCACUCUGUGCGACACGGUCAGUGGACCCAAACCGAUCAACGGCAUGAAAAUCCUGGACAUGGACGAUCGAUAUCACAUGGCUUUGGACGGGAGUAGUUUCGAGAUCAUCCGCCUGCAUUUCCCGGAGGUCUUAGACCGGGUCACGGUACGGGGAGCUGUUUUCGCCCGCAUGAGUCCGGAGCAAAAGCAAAUCUUGGUCGAACACCUCCAAGAGUUGGGCUAUUGUGUGGCCAUGUGCGGGGAUGGAGCCAACGAUUGUGGAGCCCUCAAGGCAGCUCACACUGGAAUCUCUUUGUCGGAGGCUGAAAGUUCCGUCGCUUCGCCCUUCACCUCCAAGGAGCCCAAUAUUUCCUGCAUGCCCGAAUUGAUCAAAGAGGGUCGAUGUGCUCUGGUCACCUCGUUUGGCAUCUUCAAGUACAUGGCCGCCUACUCUCUUACUCAGUUCACCACCGUGCUCAUCCUCUACAGCAUUGACUCCAAUCUGUCGGAUAUACAGUUCCUCUACAUCGAUCUCUUCCUCAUCACAGUGUUUGCAUUCUUUUUCGGACUCACUGAAGCAUUUGAAGGCGAUCUUGCCCCGCAUCCUCCAAUGAAAUCACUCAUCAGUUUCACGCCCAUCUUGUCGCUCCUAUUGCAAAUGGUUAUCAUUAUUUCAUUCCAAUGUCUGGCAUUUUUCUACGUUCAAUCUCAAGAGUGGUUUGUCCCAUUUGAUGGCGACAAUCCUACCUACAAUGGAACGAAAUGGGAAGACUACUACCAAGCCACCACCAUCGAGGAUUCUGAGGUGGCGUGCUGGGAGAACUACGCGGUAUUCACCAUCUCGGCCUUUCAGUAUAUCAUCUUGGCCUAUGCCUUCUCCAAAUCGUCACCAUACCGCAAAAUGAUCUACACUAAUCUCUGGUUCAUUGCCUCGUUGCUAUUUAUGACUGCAUUCACCCUUUACAUUGUUCUGUACCCAUCUUACUAUUUUCAAAGCAGUUUCGAAACCCUCUUGCCUCCAAUUGAGGGCUUUCGAUUUGUGAUGAUUGGUUUUGUUGUGGCUAAUGUGGUCAUUUGCGUAUUAACGGAAGAUUACUUCAUGGAGUUUGUAAUCUUCAGACACUGCCGUAAAAGUUGCCACAAUCACGAGAAAUCCAAGCGUGUGUAUCUAUCAGUGGAUAAAUGGAUGAAAAACACCCCUUCUUGGCCACCCAUCUCUUCUAGAAGUAGUCGGAAACCGAUCCGAGACACACCCACCGACUCUUCCCCGAUUGACGGGCUCACAGUCGUUACCGAGGUGGUGAGGAACGAUGAGGAGGCUUUCCAAGAAAUGACUGGCAACCACGAGCUCUAUCCUAAGACGGCCUUGGCAGAGAACUCGCAUAUAAUUGCCGCAGCCAUUUUGAACUCCAUGCCCAAUACACCCACAAAGUCGAGGCCAACUUCUGAAGUGAUGGACAUCGACGAUUCUUGACAUCAUAGUGGUUCCAUUUUAAUGAACGAGACGAGCGUAAUCGAUUGUAUUAUAAUGAAUGAAAGCAGCAAUGAAACGUUUUUUAGCCA